This is a messenger RNA of Canariomyces notabilis, 2349 nucleotides long. RefSeq lists its product as uncharacterized. The transcript is spliced from 7 exons. Lineage: Eukaryota; Fungi; Ascomycota; Sordariomycetes; Sordariales; Chaetomiaceae. Gene Ontology annotation, molecular function: serine-type exopeptidase activity; dipeptidyl-peptidase activity. The record is from RefSeq and is a predicted model, not a curated record. Gene Ontology annotation, biological process: proteolysis. Bases 371 to 1999 code for a protein of 542 amino acids.
GUAAAAUAUCUCCGAUAUAGACUCAUGGUUACAACGGCGCGCCCACACAAUCGCGUAUUGGCUGAAAGAAUCUGGAUCUAGAACGACUGGCACGUACCCAUAUCGAGCGCCGGCCAGGAAGCUCGAUAAUUUAGCCUCAUCCCAUUUGGGAACACCCACGGGAGCCGUGGUCUUCAACCAUGGAGCGUUACACAUCUUCCCCACAAUCUUCCCUCUGCUCGGUACUUGGGAUCGUGGUGCUGCCGGGUUCGAUUAUUCGAUACUAUAUGUGAACCUGUUCCCCUUCCCCCCGAGGUCCCUUGUAUACCUGCAGAACCGACUGGACUUGACAAACUCCUUGAGCGGUGAAAGGAGUUCCCAGUUGCCCACCAUGAAGAUCCCGGCAGGCACCGUACUGCCCUUUGCCUCGUGGAUCGCACCCAAGGCGACGAUAAAGGGCAUCGCAGAUGUCACCAACGAGUCUGCUCUGGAUGUCAUCCGUGCCGCCGGCGCCGGAGCGUCGUGCCAAUGGUUCGAGCAGCCCAUCGACCACGGCAACCCCGAGAUUGGGACAUGGCAGCAGCUGUACUGUGUGAACCCGCAAUGGUGGGAGGGUCCGGGCUCCCCUGUGGUGCUCAUGACCCCCGGAGAGGUACCCAUCGGGCGUUCGAUAUCAUCCGGCCUCGGGUACACGUACCUGGAUAACACCACCAUGCCCGGCAUGUACGCUCAGGCACUUGGGGCGGCGACGGUGGUUAUUGAACAUCGGUACUUUGGGAGCUCAUCUCCCUACGACGGGUUCGACUCAGAAACGCUGCAGUACCUCACCAUGGAGCAGGCUGCCGCCGACAUUGUGAACUUUGCCAAGAAUGUGCAAUUCCCGUUCGACGAGAAGAAGACCAGCGUGUCUACAAAGACACCGUGGGUGUACUGGGGAGCGUCAUAUUCGGCCACGCUCGGGAGCUGGAUCGAGCACUUCCAUCCCGGCGUGUUCUACGCGUUCCAUCUCAGCAGCGCCACCGUCGAAGCGAACACUAACAACUGGUACUACUAUGAUACCAUCAGGAAAGGGAUCGAUGCCUACCGGAAGGAUACGAGCUGCAGUCUCGCCCUGAACGAGGUGUCGGAAUAUGUAGACCGCUUUCUUCUGGCCAAAUCUCGGAACGAGACAGAGGUGCAGGCCUUGAAGUUGUUCUUUGGCUCGACGUUUGCCAUUGAAGACGACGAUUUUGCCUAUGCCAUUGCCACGCCGUUCAGAUACUGGCAAGAGCGAGAAGGCUACCGCGACGUCCUCGAGAUGUGCGACGCAGUAGUUGGCGCCUUCGAGACGGUCCAAGACCCGGUGCUCGGCACCAUUCCAGCCUCGGUGGUGAACUAUGCGGCCUACUUCCGGCUGAACUUUCGCGACGACACCUGCACCUACCUCGACACCUGGGGCCAAGAAGACCCCCUGUGGUGCCUCAACACGCACGAUCUGCUGAAUCCCUACUUCGAGGCACGCACCCUCGGCAACCCCUGGCGGACGUGGUACUGGUUCCUGUGCAACGAACCUCUCGCCUCAUGGGCCACGGGCGCUCCGCCUGGUAACCCGUCCAUCGUCUCGCGCAAGAUCGACUCGGCGUACUGGCAGCGCCAGUGCGAGAUGCACUUCCCGCCGCUCAACGGCGAGCGGUACGGCAGCUCGCGGGGUUUGACGCCCGACAGCCUCAACAAGCAGACUGGUGGAUGGUUGAGGAACUCGACUAGGGUCAUCUGGACUAACGGUGAAUUCGACCCGUGGCGCGCAACCACCAUGUCGAGCGAGGUGCGCCCCGGUGGGCCGCUGCAGUCCACCGACGACGCCGCCGUCUUCCUAAUCAGGAACGCCGAGCACGCCGACGACGCCCUCACGGCGAGGGGUUUGUCCAACCUCAGAAUCAGGGUCAACCCGGACGUGAUCAGGGUGCAGGAGCAAUCGGUGGAGAUCAUGAAGAACUGGGUUGGCCAGUACAAAGCAGGUGCAGGUGGAGCAAGUACGUGAGCAGUGAGCUGUUUCAGGGGAAAGAGCGAGACGUCGUUAUCCCCGGGCAGUGGUGAGUGGUGGAAUGUCACAUCAUGAUUUUCUGGUAGCCAUGAAGGAUCAGCUCCCGGUGUCAAUGAGGCUUCUUCAAGCCAUUCCAAGUGCAUAGAGACUCUGUCAACUUCAGAUCGUCUUGGCGACCUCGAGUUACCAACCAGACGCGCGAUCAUCCACUGCUCAGGCUCUAGGUGGUCUUAGCAGAACAGAUGAAACCUUCUCUGGCCUCAAGGGCAUUGGCAAGUCUGCCAGUGGAGAGCGCGACAUGAAAGUUUGGGAAUUGCGCAGGGAGGUGAGGGACAAUGGUGUUGGGG